Messenger RNA from Microdochium trichocladiopsis, 1017 nucleotides. RefSeq names its product ribosome biogenesis protein Nop16. The transcript has 2 exons. The record is from RefSeq and is a predicted model, not a curated record. Gene Ontology annotation, biological process: ribosomal large subunit biogenesis. NCBI's taxonomy places the organism in Eukaryota, Fungi, Ascomycota, Sordariomycetes, Xylariales, Microdochiaceae. The coding region runs from base 194 to 1000 and encodes 268 amino acids. Gene Ontology annotation, cellular component: nucleolus.
AAACUUUUUUGUUAUCGCAACUCUUAUCGCCAAGCCGCACUUGCUGGCCGGCAGCACAUUCACAAAGCGACAGUCGAAGUGCGAAAGAACAAGCACCAGCCAGCCAGCCAAGCCCAAUCGAUACUACACACUCAGCCACCAAUCCCGAUCGUAAGAGAAGCAAAGAACAAAACCCAGAAAGAAUCAAGAAGCAAUGGGUCGUGAUCUCCAGAAGCGCAAGCGCCGCUCCUCCCGGGCCGCCGUCCGGCAACCUUCGAGCAAGUCGAAGCGCCUCAUGUUCCCGCUGGGCAACAGCAUUGUCGCGCAGAACUGGGACAAGAAACAAACCGCCUCGCAAAACUACCGCCGCCUCGGCCUCGUGAACCGCCUCAAGGCGCCCACGGGAGGGUCCGAGCCCGACCGCAAGACCAAGCAGUCCGGCCUGGUGUCCGAGUCCACAGCCGUCUUGACCAGCAGAAGCACGCCACUGAACAGCGCCGCCGCCUCCUCCUCAAAAGCGUCAAAAUCCGCGGACCCUUUCUCGAUCGCCCUCGCCACGGACGCCGUGGUCAGCGAGGUGCGCGUCGAGCGCGACGAGAACGGCAAGAUCAUCCGGAUCCUGGACGACACUACCUCUGGCAGCAGCAAGAGCAAGAAGAACAAGACGAAGCCGAACCCGCUAAACGACCCGCUCAACGCAUUUGACUCAGACGACGACGAAGAAGGGGAGGAGGACGAGGUCGACGGGGAGGAGUGGGGCGGCAUCGAGGAGCAGGAGGAGGCCGAGCUGCCCGAGGGCAACAUCAUCAAGCAGCUCGAGGAGGAGGCGAACCGGCCGCAGAUCAAGGUCCCGCGGGGCCAGAGCGCGCGCGAGCGCGAGUGGCUCGAGGACCUGGUCGCCAAGCACGGGAGCAACCUCGCCGCCAUGGCGCGGGACCGCAAGCUCAACCCGAUGCAGCAGACCGCGGCGGAUAUCGGGCGGCGGCUGAAGAAGUUACGCAAGGAGGGCGUUAGUAUCUGAGCUGAAGUCGAUUGGAU